AUGCAAGAAUUGGAAUGGCCAUUGCCACCGACUGAUUUUGAAGACGAAUUCGUACCAGUAUGGUCAAGCGAUCCCGAUCGAUAUUCCAUAAAAAAGGCAUAUAACGCAUCAAGCAACACGAACAAAAUCAAAGUGUCUGAUGAGAGGAAAGGAAAUAAGGAAUUUCACCAGAAAGAAACAAGUACGACUCAAUGGAACAUAGAGAAUUCAAGUAUUAAUAAUUCAGCACACGUUCAAUCAUCAUUACGAACUCAAUCUCAUGCUUGCAUUAAUCUGUCAACGACACAAGAAAUCGAUACAUUAUUAGCUCAACUAAGAGAAGUUCAUGCACAAUUUGAUCUAAAUGUCGAACAACGAGGAAAAAUUAUAUCGGAACAGUCAAAAUUAAUCAUUGAUCUAAUUAUUAAUGAUACGCGUGAUGUGCAACAAAAUCUACUGGUCUUUGCCAAACAACGACAGACAGCACAAGACAAACUAUAUAAAGAAUGGUUACAAAAGUACGUCGUUGAAUUAGAUAAAUGGAAGUCUAAAUGUUUAGCCGAACUUCAAGCAGAAUUACAGCCAUAUCACAGAGAUAUCAUGACCCAAUCGCAACAAUUGAUUACGAUGGUUAACAUAGAAGCAAACAAUUUGCGAGACGAACUUCUCAAAAUGGAACAAGCGAAGGCAUCCACAGCAACUCAAGAAAUUAUUGAUAAAAUUCAGACCAUGUCCACCCAUCAAUUAGGAACUGAAACCAUGACAAAAAUUAAUUUAAUUAUACAUGGAAAUGUUGGGACAAAAGCUCCUGGUCAAGCUUGUGUAUUCGAUUUCGAACAAAGCGAUACUGAUAGUAAUAAACAUUCUGGAUCGAAAACAAAUCAGACAAUAAGACAAGGUUCAACGAAAACGAAUGGAGCGACUUCAAUUAAAACAGUUAAGAAUUCAACAAAAGAAACGAUAUCAACACAACAGAAAAAAACCACUGGUAAGACAACAACUGUUAGUGAAAAUUAUGAUGAAAACAUGAAUGAAGAAGAUGAUCAAUAA
Messenger RNA from Rotaria sp. Silwood1, 1029 nucleotides. The record is from the annotation of a GenBank genome assembly. NCBI's taxonomy places the organism in Eukaryota, Metazoa, Rotifera, Eurotatoria, Philodinida, Philodinidae.